Molecule: messenger RNA, 393 nt
Organism: Cyphellophora attinorum
Lineage: Eukaryota; Fungi; Ascomycota; Eurotiomycetes; Chaetothyriales; Cyphellophoraceae
Exons: 3
Coding region: 1-393 (130 amino acids)
Source: RefSeq, a predicted model, not a curated record
AUGGCCUCAAACUCCAAACCAGUUCAGAUCCGAGAAUACCAAUUCCCCAAGGGUGAGCUGGGGCGAAAGGUCUUGAUCACUGGCAUUAUUAUGCUGCUAUCCGCCAAGCGGAGCAUCAUCGAGCCAGGUUCCGUCCUUUAUAACAAUGUGCUAUCUUAUGACAGCCGACUGUACACCGCAGCGCGCUACAUCCAGAACUUCCUCUUCUACUUCCUCUUUGGUGCACACGCCAUCGAAACACCCCUCUUUGCCUGGUCUCGCCUGAGGAAACAUGGCGUUCCGGUACUGAGUCUGACAUGGCUCAAGUGGAUGUUGACGAUUCCAGUCGGAGGCAAAUUCACAUUCGAGCAAUUCGAUCAGCUUGUAGCCAGUAAAGCAGCGUUGGGCCGUUAG